AUGAGGUUGCUGAUCGUCUUUGCGGCUGUGCUCGUCGUUGCUUCGGCACAGACAGCAGCUGACAGAUUCCCAGAUGACUUCAUGUUUGGAGCUGCGACAGCCGCUUAUCAGAUCGAAGGAGCCUGGAAUGAAGAUGGGAAGGGAGAGAACAUUCAAGACUACCUUUUCCACAACCACCCAGAAUAUACAACAGGAGACACAGGGGACGUCGCUUGCGAUUCUUACCACAAGUACAAGGAGGACGUGCAGAUGCUGAAGGCCAUCAAUGCGAACGUAUACCGCUUUUCGAUUUCCUGGUCACGAGUGUUGCCUACCGGGGACGUUGACGUUAUCAACCAGCCUGGUAUCGACUAUUACAACAACCUCAUCAACGAGCUGCUUGCCAACGGAAUUCAGCCAAUGGUGACUAUGUACCAUUGGGAUCUUCCUCAACCGCUGCAGUACAUCGGAGGCUGGCCUAACGAGUUGCUGGCAGACUACUUCGUUGAAUACGCCAGGGUACUGUUUGAAAACUUCGGAGACAGGGUGAAAUGGUGGGUCACGUUCAACGAGCCAGCUACCUUUGUGCACGGCUACACAACUUUGAGGAUGGCCCCUUCUCAGCCCGCCAAAGGAAUUGGCGACUACCUGGCGGCACACACCAUCAUCAAAGCCCACGCUCGCGUCUGGCACCUGUAUGAUGAGCAGUUUAGAGCUUCGCAGAAUGGUAACGUGGGAAUUACGCUUAAUAUGGAUGGGCUUGAGCCAAUGACAAACUCGACAGAGGAUGUAGAAGCUAGUGAAAGAGCACGACAGUUUCAGCUGGGUCUCUACGGACACCCUAUCUACACUCAGAGUGGUGAUUAUCCGGCAGCGGUGCGACAGCAAGUGGAUGGCAACAGUGAGGCUGAAGGACGACCCCGGUCAAGGCUGCCAACCUUCACACAGGAAGAGGUGGAGUACAUUAGGGGUUCAGCGGAUUUCUUUUCAAUAAACCACUACAACACGACUUUCGUGACGCCAGGACUCACGGGCGAUUCACCUUCCAAACUGCGUGACAUGGCUGUAAAUAGAUCAGAGGGUCAGCGAUUACCUUGGGGAUUUCGGAGUCAACUAAACUGGAUUGCCAACGAAUACCCAGGAUAUCAAAUCAUGAUAACAGAGAAUGGGCUCUACAAUAACGGAGGAAGGAACGACACUGGUCGCAUCGCAUACUUUCAUGCAUACCUUGGAGCUGUACUGGAGGCGAUACACAUUGACGGUGUUCCGAUUAUCGGAUACACAGCUUAUGGUCUCAUGGACAACCUGGAAUUUAACAUGGGAUUCACACGUAAGACUGGGCUGUACGAGGUGGAUUUCAGCAGUCCAAACCGGACAAGGACGCCCAAGGCAUCGGCCUUCUUCAUGGCAGAAGUCUUUAGCAGCAAGCAGCUGCCCGACCCGUACAACCUGGCGGCUUAUAGAAUGGCAAUGCAACAGCAGAGCGAAUCACAACAGCCCUCAGCUGUUUCUGAGACAGCAGCUGACAGAUUCCCAGAUGACUUCAUGUUCGGAGCUGCAACAGCAGCGUAUCAGAUCGAAGGAGCCUGGAAUGAAGAUGGGAAGGGAGAAAACAUUCAGGACUACCUCUUCCACAACCAUCCUGAAUAUACUGCAGGAGAUACAGGGGACGUUGCCUGCGAUUCUUACCAUAAGUACAAGGAGGACGUGCAGAUGCUCAAGGCCCUCAAUGCGAACGUAUACCGAUUUUCGAUCUCUUGGGCACGAGUGUUGCCUACUGGGGACGUUGAUGUUAUCAACCAGCCUGGCAUCGACUAUUACAACAACCUCAUCAACGAGCUUCUCGCCAACGGAAUUCAGCCGAUGGUGACUAUGUACCACUGGGACCUGCCCCAAGCACUGCAGUAUAUCGGAGGCUGGCCCAACGAGUUGCUGGCAGACUACUUCGUUGAAUACGCCAGGGUACUGUUUGAAAACUUCGGAGAUAGGGUGAAAUGGUGGGUUACAUUCAACGAGCCAGCUACCUUCGUGCAUGGCAACACAGAUGUGAGGAUGGCCCCCUCUCAACCCGCCAAAGGCAUCGGCGACUACCUGGCGGCACAUACCAUCAUCAAAGCCCACGCGCGCGUCUGGCACCUCUACGAUGAGCAGUUCAGAGCCUCUCAAAAUGGUAGUGUGGGAAUUACACUUAAUAUGAAUGGGCUUGAGCCAAUGACGAACGCGACAGAGGACAUAGAGGCUAGUGAAAGAGCACGACAGUUUCAGCUGGGUCUCUACGGACACCCUAUCUACACUCAGAGUGGUGAUUAUCCGGCAGUGGUGCGACAGCAAGUGGAUGGCAACAGUGAGGCUGAAGGACGACCCCGAUCAAGGCUGCCAACCUUCACACAGGAAGAGGUAGAGUACAUCAGGGGGUCAGCAGACUUCUUUUCAAUAAACCACUACUCAACGACUUUCGUGACGCCGGGAAUCACAGGCGAUUCACCUUCCAAAAAACGUGACAUGGCUGUAAUUACAACUUCUGGCGAGCACCUUCCUUGGGGGUUUCGGAGUCAGCUGAACUGGAUCGCCAACGAAUACCCAGGAUAUCCAAUAAUUAUAACAGAGAACGGUCUCUACAAUUCCGGAGGACGAAACGACACAGACCGCAUCGAAUACUUUAAUGGAUACCUCGGAGCUGUGCUGGAGGCGAUAAGCAUCGACGGUGUUCCGAUUAUCGGAUACACGGCUUAUGGUCUCAUGGACAACCUGGAAUUUAACUCGGGAUUCACACUUAAGUCUGGGCUGUACGAGGUGGAUUUCAGCAGUCCAAACAGAACGAGGACGCCGAAGGCAUCGGCCUCCUUCAUGGCAGAAGUCUUUAGCAGCAAGCAGUUGCCCAGCCAGUACAACGAGUAA
Messenger RNA from Schistocerca serialis cubense, 2877 nucleotides. Its product is annotated as lactase/phlorizin hydrolase-like. The coding region runs from base 1 to 2877 and encodes 958 amino acids. NCBI's taxonomy places the organism in Eukaryota, Metazoa, Arthropoda, Insecta, Orthoptera, Acrididae. The transcript is spliced from 23 exons. Gene Ontology annotation, biological process: carbohydrate metabolic process. Gene Ontology annotation, molecular function: beta-glucosidase activity. The record is from RefSeq and is a predicted model, not a curated record.